Molecule: messenger RNA, 1704 nt
Organism: Paramecium tetraurelia
Lineage: Eukaryota; Ciliophora; Oligohymenophorea; Peniculida; Parameciidae
Exons: 4
Source: RefSeq, a predicted model, not a curated record
AUGAAAAGUGUCAUAGCCUUACUUAACAAAUUGAAUUAUCCUAAAAGGUAAAUUCAUCAUCUAAGGGACUUAUAGGAUGGAAUUCUAUUUGCAUAAUUGGAAGAUGAAUUCUUUCAAACCGAUAUGAAAAAAUUACUAUGGAACUAAAUAAUAAAUCGUUUGCAAAAAACAAGAAGAAAUAAUAACUUAUAAAUCAAAGAAUUUAGUGAAGACAUUGCAUUCUGUGAUAAUAAUGAAGAAUUAACUAAAUUCAUCUAAUAUUUUCUUGAAACACUUAUACAAGUGAAAAAAGAGGAAUUUAUAUCAUAUAUGACAUCAUGUCCUGAGUAUCAACAAUUAGAGAUUGCAAAUUUCAUCUAAUGUGAUUUGUAGGAAAUAAAUGGCUUAUCAGAUUAUAGCCAAUUGGAGUAUUAAUCCACUAGUGUGAUUAUAUCUCUCGAGGAAAACUUGUAUAGCAAGGAUCAUCUAAUACAAUAACAAAAUAAAUAGAUCGAAUAAAUGAAAUCAGAUUAUCAAAAUAUAUUCAUUGAAAUGCAAAGUAAAAUUAUGGAAUAUAAGGAAAUUAUUGAUUAAUUGACUUACUAAAUUAACUUUUUUUUAGAUAAGGUCAUUUGUAAUGAUUUUGAGGAAGCUUGGCUUAAAUUUGAAGAGUUUAUCAAAGAUUAAGAAAAAAAUAAGGAAUAGAUUGAAUAUCUUAAUAAUUUAGUGGAAACUCAAUAAAAAGAAGUAUCAAAAAAAAAGAGAAAAAAUCAAAAAUAAAAGUCUCAAUUGUCAUCCAAUUAACCUACAGAAAGAGCAUUAGAUUAUGAAAUACCAGAUUCUAAAGAUAAUUCUGAAAUUAGAACAGUUGAACUCCUUAAAAAAGAAAUCUAAGUUUUGAAAGAAGAAAAUAAAAAACUUGUGGGUAGAAAAUCACAAUAUGAAUAAGAUAUAGGUAAAUUAAAAAAAAAACUUUACGAAUAUGAGUAGGAAUCAACUUAAUAUAAAAAGAAGAUGGAAAAAUACAAAUUAGAAUUAGAGGAAUAUUUAAAUUCUAAUUAAUAAGAUAAAAGAAGUUAAAUAGAAAAUCUAAGAACAUAAGGAUUAUUAUCUUCUAAUAAUAGUCAGAUUUUAGAUAUAGAAUAAAAAUUUUGGGUGUCACCAAAGUCAAAUUGUUUUGACUUUAAUUAAUCCUUAAUUAAAUUGGAUCAUCAACCAAGCAUAAUUAAUUAAUCUUUUAAAAAUUCCGAUGAAAUUACAAUAGCUAAGCUUUAGUAACAAAUAGCGGAGAAGAACACUAGAAUUUCUAAUUUGGAAAGAUAAGUCAACUCAAUUUAGCAUGGUUUCCAUUCGAGAGGAAAUUCUUUGACGAAGGUUAAUCAAUAUCCAUAAGAUAGGCAUAUUGAUAAUUUUACUAUGUAAGAAAAUUAUAGAUUUUUUGCCCAAUAUUCUAAAGAAAAAGACAAAGAAUUAAAGGAAAUUAAGAAAUAAUAAAAUGAGAAUUUCUUGUUAAUAUGCAAGCAAUUAAUAAAAUAAAAUGAAUAAAUGGAGAAAAUGAAUUCUCUAAUUUUUUAACUAUAAAAUGAAGAAUAGAUAAAAGAAGAUGAUAAAAGUCAAAGCGAAGAUGUCUAAAGCUUACAUCAAUAUUAUCUUUAAGCACUAAGUGAUAAAGAUGAAUUAUUACAAUUAAUCACUUCAAUCUUCUAUGAAAAUGUUAAAAUUUGA